AUGUUGGUAGCACAGUGGCAGCUGAUUGUUUUCUCGUGGGUACGCUAUAUUAAGUCAUACUCAACAAAUUAUGAAGAAACGCCCAUCAGCAUACAGCAGUUGAAACACAAAACCCGAAACAGCAUGAACAUCGAACAUUCAACCGAAUGGAGUGCUAACGAGCUCCUGUACAACCUCAGCUUGAACAAUUACAGCGACAGUUUCCAAAAUGAGAACAUUACGUUGCCCGACCCGAUUGAGGACAAAGCCAUUCAGGCAGCUUUUUGUACGGCCUACACUAUCAUUUUCACGGUCGGAAUCUUCGGCAAUGCCUUAGUUUGCUACGCUGUUAUCAGGAAUCGUGCUAUGCAGACCGUCACCAAUCUAUUUAUCACGAAUCUGGCACUGUCUGAUAUACUUCUAUGUGUUUUUGCCGUUCCUUUUACCCCUCUCUAUACGUUUCUAGGCAGAUGGGUCUUUGGAGGUCCACUCUGCCACAUCAUGCCAUACGCUCAGGGUUGUAGCGUUUACAUCUCCACGCUCACCCUAACUUCCAUAGCGAUCGAUAGAUUCUUUGUAAUCAUUUACCCCUUCAAACCCCGAAUGAAAAUCACUACUUGCAUCGGACUCAUAAUAUUCAUCUGGGUUUUUGCUCUAUCUGUGACCUUUCCUUACGGUUACUACAUGACCCUUCAAGAUAUCUUCUGCGAAGAGAAAUGGCCAUCUGAUCAGAUACGUAAAGCAUUCGGAGCGGUAACAACUAUCAUGCAAUUCGUGUUACCAUUUAUAGUUAUGGCGUUCUGCUACACCUGUGUUAGUAUAAAACUGAAUGAUAGAUUGAAAACCAGACCUGGAAGCAAGAAUAGUAAAAAAGAAGACGCCGAGAGAGAGAGAAAGAGACGGACUAACCGAAUGUUGAUAGCGAUGGUGGCUAUCUUCGGGCUGUCGUGGCUUCCCUUGAAUUUAAUUAACAUAAGUAGCGAUUUUUACUCCUUCGCCGAAGACUGGAGGUAUUACAUGGUACUGUUCUUUGUGGCGCAUUUUAUUGCGAUGUCGUCGACUUGUUAUAACCCGUUCUUAUACGCUUGGCUGAACGAGAAUUUCCGUAAAGAGUUCAAGCAGAUACUGCCGUGUCUCGGCGCGUUAGUCACAAAGUCGAAGAGGAAUUUUAAUCAAUCAGAGAGGACGGGAAUGUAUAGAUCGGAGAAGACUUGUAAUGGAAACGAGACAGUGCAAGAGUCGUUGCUGACGUCAACUAUAAAUAAGAUGCCUUCAGUUAGAUAUAAGAUAGAAUUAAACGAUAAGAUUAAAGUUUACGAAGACGAAGUGGACAAUGUCAGUCCAGAUGAGAAACCGGAGGACAACCCUAGAGCCUAUCGUAUCUGCGCUGUAAAUAUCGGUACUAAGCGUGCAAAGAUAUAUAUAGAUAGUUUUUUAAUGAAAUGUAGCAACCAGCUUUAA
Messenger RNA from Leptosia nina, 1440 nucleotides. The record is from the annotation of a GenBank genome assembly. NCBI's taxonomy places the organism in Eukaryota, Metazoa, Arthropoda, Insecta, Lepidoptera, Pieridae.